UAGGAAAGUGGCGGUGGGUUGUAUAAUAUUCAGUCCGCCCCGACCCAGGACAACGCGGCUGAGAAUUGGAGACUGACUUCCAAGCAAACGCUGUCAGCUAAAACGAAAACCAUUAGUCUGAAGAAGGGUCUCUCUCAGUCUCACCCAUUGCUUCUCCCUCCAGAGGUGCUGCCUCUGCCUGUCCCGCGGGAGUUACUCCAGCAUUUUGUGUGUGUCUUGUUCCCUCCAACACACCCCUCCCCUCUUCAAACUCAACGCUGAGUGAGUGGGGAGUCCCAACGGUGCCAGCUCUGGAGGUGACGGGGACUGGAUAACACUGGAGGAUAUCUGGUUGGAGCAUCGUUGUCAUAACUGGGGUGCUUGAGAGAGACAGGGAGAGACAGAGAGACAGAGAGAAACAGAGAGAGGGAGAGAGAAACACAGAGAGAGGGAGAUCUUUGGCAAGAGGCGCCGACAAGGCGGAAUCACCAGCUUGUUCUACACUCCCUGCAAAACGCUUCACCUACAAAUCGCCACAGAGUGAAAGUCAGCUUGUGGUGUCAUGGCAGACGAAGAGGCCUACGAAGACUACUACGACAAUGGGUCCUAUGAGCACGACAGAAACAGCACCAUCGACUAUUACGACUACAACCAUGUGUGCGAGAAAGACGAUGUCAGGCGAUUUGCGAUGUAUUUCCUGCCGCCGUUCUACGCAGUGACCCUGGUGGCGGGCCUGGCUGGGAACGCAGUGGUGGUGGCCGUCUAUGCCAAGUACAAGAGGAUGAGAAGCAAGACGGACCUGUACAUCAUGAACCUGGCCAUCGCCGAUCUGCUGCUGUUGGUCACUCUGCCCUUCUGGGCGGCCAACGCGGUCCACGGGUGGGUGUUCGGCGAGGCCAUGUGCAAGAUCUGCUCGGCGCUGUUGGAGAUGAACUUCUGCGCCGGCAUGCUGUUCUUGGCCUGCAUCAGCGUCGACCGCUACCUGGCGGUGUCCAGGGCGGCACGCCCGCCCACGGUGGGGAGGAAGGCCGGGCUGGCCUGCCUGGGCGUGUGGCUGGUGGCUCUGGGUCUCAGCGCCCCCGAUGUGGUUUUCUCCUCGGUGGUGGAGUCCCACGGCAGGCGGCAGUGCGUGCUCCUCUUCCCGCCGCACACGGCCAAGGCGGCCAAGGCCACGGUGCGGGUGUUCGACAUCCUCCUGGCAUUUGCCGUGCCGUCGAUGGUGAUGCUGUACUGCUACACCGCCGUGGCCAAGGUGGUGUACCGGGGCACGGAGCGGAAGAAGCGCCGGGCGCUGCGGGUGCUCCUGGCCGUGGUGGGCGUCUUCUUCCUGACUCAGCUGCCCUACAACGUGGUCAAGUUCUGCCGCCUGCUCGACCUGAUCCACGCUCUCAUCCGGGACUGCGGGACCAGCAAGAUGGUGGACGUGGCCACGCAGGUGACCGAGAGCAUCGCCCUCUUCCACUGUUGCCUCAACCCAAUCCUCUACGCCUUCAUGGGGGCCUCGUUCAGAGGCCACGUCCUGAAGGCGGUCAAGAGGAGCCGCUUCUGGCACCGGGACCAGGAGGUGGCCAUCGCCAUGGAGACCUCCUUCAACCUCAGCUCGCCCGACUCCGAGCACACGAGCAGCUUCUCCAUCUAGACUCGCCGCCGGCACACGGGGUCUGGCAGAAACAUAGAAACAUAGACAAUAGGUGCAGGAGUAGGCCAUUCGGCCCUUCGUGCCUGCACCGCCAUUCAAUAUGAUCAUGGCUGAUCAUCCAACUCAGUAUCCUGUA
This is a messenger RNA of Amblyraja radiata (thorny skate), 1754 nucleotides long. RefSeq names its product atypical chemokine receptor 4. Gene Ontology annotation, molecular function: C-C chemokine binding; C-C chemokine receptor activity; scavenger receptor activity. Gene Ontology annotation, cellular component: membrane; external side of plasma membrane. Lineage: Eukaryota; Metazoa; Chordata; Chondrichthyes; Rajiformes; Rajidae. The coding region runs from base 542 to 1618 and encodes 358 amino acids. The record is from RefSeq and is a predicted model, not a curated record. The transcript is spliced from 2 exons. Gene Ontology annotation, biological process: immune response; positive regulation of cytosolic calcium ion concentration; G protein-coupled receptor signaling pathway.